Astrephomene gubernaculifera is the source of this 1020-nucleotide messenger RNA. The record is from the annotation of a GenBank genome assembly. NCBI's taxonomy places the organism in Eukaryota, Viridiplantae, Chlorophyta, Chlorophyceae, Chlamydomonadales, Astrephomenaceae.
UCAUAGAGCAGAACUAAAGAAUAGGACUGCCUCCUUGGUCCUGACCAUCCGAUAACGUUUACUCGACGAUUAGGCCGAGCCGGCGGGGUAGCACUAUGUCAAAGCAGGGUAUGAGCAUGCUAGCUUAUGCUGGCCCCUUUAUGGUUUUCAUGAUAGCCGGCUGGUGGGGUUUGGCAGAGGUCGUGGAUAACAAGCGACGAUUAAGGGGCGCCACCCAAGGUUUAGACCUGGUGGAGGAGCUGGACCCCGUGGAGCGCAUGCAGCGGCGGUACGGCAUCCAACACGGUACGGCAGGCGGCGCGAAGCGGCCAGCUGCUCCCGUGCUGCCCAGCCUAGAGGAGGAGUUGGAGGCGAUGAAGCGCAAGGUGGACAUCUACGAUUUCGACUACAAGCCCGUGCCUCGGCCAGAGGAGGAUGAGGAGUAGUGCGGACGGGCGGGCGGGUGCCGUACAGGGGUUGUGUUUGUAGGGACGUGUGCUUGGAGUGAUGAGAGGGGGAAAGGAUACGUGUUGUCGGUUGGGUUCUUUUCGUGUGUGGGUAAAGAGUCGCAGUGUGUUUAUUCCGCGUCACGCUGUGCUUGUUGUGUUUGUGUGAGGACACAGGGAAGUCCUGAGAGAGGCUGUUGCAUGGUGGGUAUCUGCGUUCCCGGAAAAGGAGCUCACCUGGGGGUGUCGUCGGGAGACCUUGGUUGGAUGUUAAGAGGGGCCGCUCUGUCGACUACCGGCCAUUGAUGCCCAGCGGUUGCCAUGUGGAGGGUCCUGUGACAGAGUAGUGGGCAUGCGUUAGGGCUAUGUUGCCCCUGCCCAGGGCUGUGGCUUGUAGGAGGUGGCCUCCCUACCUGAGGUCCGCUAGACUGGCAUGACUGCUCACUCAUGACAUGACGGCCAGCAAGGGGGCUUGCAAUCUGAUACGGGGGUUGAACGAUGCAGGUUACCCUGCACGCCGGGGUACCAGUAUAUGGUGCGAAGAAGACGGGCUGGAAAAUGGUUGUUCCCGGUGUGCGGACCGGGCCGAUGGCUG